AUGAAUUAGCAACAAUACAAUGAAAUGUUUACAGCAUUCUAAACCAACAAGAUUUUGGUAGAACAAUUCGAUAUAUACCUCAAGUAAAAAGUAUUACUAUUGAUUUUUAUGAAGUGUGGUCAUUUUUAUGAUGAGCAUUUAUUUCAACAAUUGAUUGAGUUAUCUUUAAAUAAUGGUGUCAUAGAUUUAGAGUGUUUUAUUAAUUAAUACAAUGAGACAGUCGAUACUCUAUAAUAUCGUUCAGAAAUAUUAAAUAAUAAGAUUAAAGAAUUAAGAAUAUUGCAUUAGCAAUUGAGUGAUUAGUUAAAUUCGAAUGCCUUGUAACAGAACUCCUUAACACUUUAAAUUAUGGAUUGUCAAAACAUCGAAACUAGAGAUCCCAGCGUUUAUUUGUAAAUCUGUUGCGGACCAAAAACACACAAGACAAGAACAAUGAAAGGAGUAAGUCCAUAAUUCCAAGAAUAAUUUGAAUUCCCCAUUGAUUCUGGUUGUUAGGAUGUUAUAAUAACACUUUUUGAUAGCAUGAAUGACAAUAUGAUUGGUUACACUCAAUUUUUGAUUUCUGAGCUGAGAGAAUAAAAACUAAAAGACAUUAGUGUAAAUUUAUAGAGAUAAGAUAAUAUGAAAAUCAAAACUAAAUUGCAUGUGAUUUUAAAGUUUAAUCAUUCAAAAGAAAGCCUAUACAAAUAAGAGCAAUAAAAACUAAAUCACGAAAUAAACCAGAAUACUUUAGAAGUCAAAGAAACAUAAUAGGCCUUAAAUUGUCUUGCUAAGGUUUUUAGUGGUGGAUGUAUCAAAAUAAGACAAUUGCCUCCAAUAUUGGAAAUUAAAGAAUUUGAAUUGAAAUGUUUGGAUACAUUAAAUGAUGCAUUGUAAGAAAGAAUAUAAGAUUGGGUACCGUUAUUUUACAAAUUAACUGGACUGGUUGUUGCGUUAUCGGUGAUGAUUAGUUUAUAUAGAUGCUAAUUCUUGGAAUUAACAAUAUUAGCAGUUUUGAUGUAACUAUUAAUUUUGAGAGAAAUUAACCAAAAAUGGAUGAGAAUAUUCACAUAUUUAAAUGCUGUCUUAUUCCUUUAUGAUUUACUCUGGAUUUAUUUAUGCGGAGGAAGUAACGGCAUAACCAAAGGAGAAUAACACAUUAACAAAUUUGUCACAGCACUAACUUAUGUUGAACUUUUAGCUAAAAUUCCAUUCACUAUAGUUUUGUGGAAACAUUCAGUAGAGUUUGAAUAGUUUUUAUCAUAUUUUAUAUGA
This is a messenger RNA of Paramecium tetraurelia, 1254 nucleotides long. RefSeq lists its product as uncharacterized. The transcript has 5 exons. NCBI's taxonomy places the organism in Eukaryota, Ciliophora, Oligohymenophorea, Peniculida, Parameciidae. The record is from RefSeq and is a predicted model, not a curated record.